CGCAACAACCACGCGUCUCGCAGUUCACUUCUUUCUGUACAAUGAUAUUGCUGCCACGGCAUUGAUCUUGCUAGGCUUUUCACUCCUUUGACAUUCCUAGAGAAGCAGCUGCAGGUGCGUCUGCAAUUGUAGACUCUCGGUACGCGGACUGACACUUGCCCGCGCCACACCUCCGCGGUCUCACUUCCACGUUCUAUAACCCCGAAUACUCUUUCGACCUCGACUGCCUACAGUGUAGUUUGCCAAAAUGCCUCCCAAAUCUGCUUUCACGCGCCUCGACGCCUUCACAAAAACCGUCGAAGAUGCACGCAUUCGUACAACGUCCGGAGGAAUCGUCACCAUUGUGAGCUUACUGGUCAUUCUCUGGUUGACAUUGGGCGAGUGGGCAGAUUACAGACGGGUGAUAGUCCGUCCUGAGCUGGUUGUCGACAAAGGUAGAGGCGAGCGCAUGGAGAUCAGCUUGAAUGUCACAUUCCCGCGGAUGCCUUGCGAAUUGCUCACCCUCGAUAUCAUGGAUGUGUCCGGCGAGCUGCAGAUGGGUGUCGCACACGGUAUCAACAAAGUGCGCCUGAGUCCUGAGAAGGAGGGCAGCAAGGAGAUUGAGAGCAAGGCCCUUGAUCUACACAAGGACGAAGCUUCCCACCUUGCCCCCGACUAUUGCGGCGAAUGCUACGGCGCCCCCGCCCCCACCAACGCACAAAAGCCCGGCUGCUGUAACUCUUGUGACGAAGUCCGCGACGCCUACGCUUCCGUAUCAUGGUCUUUCGGCCGUGGCGAGGGUGUUGAGCAGUGCGAGCGCGAGCACUACGCUGAACACCUUGACGCCCAGCGCCAGGAGGGAUGCCGCCUUGAGGGCAGCAUCAAGGUCAACAAGGUUAUUGGAAACUUCCACAUUGCGCCUGGGAAGUCCUUCUCCAAUGGCAACCUGCACGUACACGACCUUGAGAACUACUUCAAGGACGAAUACGCGCACACGUUCACCCACAAAAUCCACCACCUGCGUUUCGGCCCCCAAUUGAGCGACGUUGUUGUGCAGAACAUGGCGAAGAACCAUCUUGCGACUGGUCCGGGUGGCUGGACGAACCACCACAUCAAUCCCCUAGACGGUACAGAUCAGCACACAGACGAGAAGGCUUUCAACUACAUGUACUUUGUCAAAGUCGUCUCAACCGCCUACUUGCCGCUUGGCUGGGAGAAGGAGGCAGCUCGUCCUAGUGACCAAGACAUUGGUGCGAUCAUUGAGGGUAACUACAAGGGAAGCAUCGAGACACAUCAGUACUCUGUUACCAGCCACAAGAGGAGUCUUCAGGGCGGCACUGAUGAGCAGGAAGGCCACAAGGAGCGUAUUCAUGCUCGCGGUGGUAUCCCGGGUGUUUUCUUCUCCUACGACAUCUCGCCAAUGAAGGUUAUCAACCGCGAAGUGCGCGACAAGUCUUUCUCUGGUUUCCUUGUUGGCUUGUGCGCUGUGAUUGGUGGCACACUCACAGUCGCUGCUGCGGUUGACCGUGCGCUGUACGAAGGCGUCAACAAGAUCAAGAAGAUCCAUUCGAAUUAGUCGCAUAUAUGUGGCUCCACGACAGUCCGAAAAGGACAGCAAACAUGGCUUUGCGAAUUUGUGGGCUGCGACCCAGGAGUUUCGGCGCACUGAUUUGGCGAUUUGGAUUGGGCGACGCAUUGGCUUGAAGGGCUUAGAUCUAUGAAUCUUUUGGGGAGUCGAAGAGCAUUUGACGCUGAGCUGAAAAUGCCAGCUUGUAACAUCUAGCCUAGGCGAAUAUGUAAAGGAAUUCAUAGAUGACUAAAUGUGAGCAUUGUGCUC
This is a messenger RNA of Macroventuria anomochaeta, 1816 nucleotides long. Its product is annotated as endoplasmic reticulum-golgi intermediate compartment protein-like protein 3. Lineage: Eukaryota; Fungi; Ascomycota; Dothideomycetes; Pleosporales; Didymellaceae. Gene Ontology annotation, cellular component: Golgi membrane; endoplasmic reticulum membrane; COPII-coated ER to Golgi transport vesicle. Gene Ontology annotation, biological process: endoplasmic reticulum to Golgi vesicle-mediated transport; retrograde vesicle-mediated transport, Golgi to endoplasmic reticulum. The record is from RefSeq and is a predicted model, not a curated record. The transcript has 3 exons. Bases 248 to 1555 code for a protein of 435 amino acids.